AUGAGAGUUCCUCCAAGACACCGGCCCAUUCGAGAUGGAAGCUUCCUUCCUCAGGCUGGGUCUUUUACCGUGACUGGGCUGCCCGGGUACACUGGAUAUGUGCCUGGCAAAGUGGCAGAGAACGUGUACGGCCUGACUUUUCAGAACGCGAAUGAGCGUUCUGCUGCUGAGGCAAAGAUUCUGCGCAGCACUGGGCGUUUGCCCAUGUCCUAUGCGGGACGCACUUUCGAUGGCCCUGCUCCUGGCGCUGAGAUUCCGGGCUACACUGGCUUCAUUCCUGGACGGUAUGCAGACAACGUCAUGGGAACUACAUUUGCGAAAGGCGCCGAACUCGCAUUCCUCGUCAAAAACCAGCAAAUGGCAGACCGACUUCAUCGAGUCCAGUGUUACCGGCAGGGAGAGAGACCCGUCAGCCGGUCGAGGUGA
Symbiodinium sp. CCMP2592 is the source of this 426-nucleotide messenger RNA. The record is from the annotation of a GenBank genome assembly. NCBI's taxonomy places the organism in Eukaryota, Dinophyceae, Suessiales, Symbiodiniaceae.